This is a messenger RNA of Aspergillus fumigatus Af293, 1116 nucleotides long. Its product is annotated as putative class V chitinase. Gene Ontology annotation, molecular function: chitin binding; chitinase activity. Gene Ontology annotation, biological process: chitin catabolic process; carbohydrate metabolic process. Gene Ontology annotation, cellular component: extracellular region. The record is from RefSeq and is a predicted model, not a curated record. Lineage: Eukaryota; Fungi; Ascomycota; Eurotiomycetes; Eurotiales; Aspergillaceae.
AUGUUCUCCGGAUCCAUCUUCCCCCACUGGCGUCGUAAGGCGGCACAACGAUCCAACAAUUUCAGCAGCUCGUAUGAAGUCCCGUUCUUCAUGAACGCUGCCUACUAUGCGAAUUGGAGGAUCUAUCGGAAACAGCCUCCCUCGUCCUUGAGAUUGGGAUUUAUAUCUCAUAUCUUUUAUGCAUUUGCUUGGGUCAAAGAAGACGGCACAGUUUAUUUGAGCGAUGAAUGGGCUGACUCUCAGAUGCCCGUCGACGGCACUAAUGGCUGCCUCCGGGCAUUCACACAACUCAAAACACAAUAUUCGAAGCUGAAGGUUAUUCUCUCAGUCGGAGGAGGAGGCAAGGGAAGUGAGAAUUUUGCUGCUGUAGCGGGAAGUCAAAGCAGUCUGGAGACCUUUGUACGGACCGCGAAGGGACUCGUAGAUGAGUUUGGACUCGAUGGGAUUGAUAUCGAUUGGGAGCACCCUUCAACCCCCGCCGAGGGUUCAGAUUAUGUCCGUCUUCUCGCGCGGUUGCGUGAAGUCCUACCCUCACCGCGGUAUGUGCUGGCCACCUGCCUUCCAGCUGGUGAGUGGGCCCUGCGAAAUAUAGAUCUGUGCAAGGCACAGAACUAUGUCGACCUGAUCAACAUCAUGGCGUAUGAUUUCUCCGGGCCGUGGACCAGCGAAACAGGACACCAGGCACAGCUGUAUAGCCCAUCUCGAGACCCAACGGGGGGCAUCUCGUGUCAGUCGGCCAUCGCGUAUGUCAUCGCGCAAGGCGUCAACCCCAAGAAGAUUCUACUCGGGAUCCCAGCGUAUGGUCGCUCGUUCCUAGGCAGUAAUCACAUCGGUCAGCGUUACAGUGGUUGUGGAGGGGAGGAUGGUGUCUUUGACUACUGCGACCUACCGCGGCCCGGUGCAAAAGAGUAUUACGAUGAAAAGUCCGGCGCUGCCUGGUGUGUUGGCGGCGACGGUGGGUUUGUCACAUACGACACCCCGGAGACGGUGCAACAAAAGGCCAAAUUUGCGACAAAGACAAAACUGGGCGGUCUAUUUUAUUGGCACAUCGGAGGUGAUGCAAGAGGACCUCGUAGCCUGAUCGAGACAGGGUAUAAGACCUUGCAUGAUAUGUGA